AUGCCUCCCCCGCCGCCAUCGCCGCCGCCCGCGGCGCCGCCCGCGCCCUCCCCGAGCCCGUCCCGGGCCGCGGCCGCCGCCGACAUGGUGCGGGGAGGCUGCGGCGAGAGCGCCGCUGUCGGGAGAGCCGAGCGCUCGAUCCAGGCUGGAGCAAUAGAGCGCCGAGAGCGGGGGCGAGGGGACGUUCCCGGGGCCGUUCCCGGGGCCCCUCACGGCGACAUCCGCGGGGGCUUCGGCGGGGGCCGCGGCGCCCCCCGAGCCCUCGGCGAAGCUCCGGGCGCCGUGCGGGCUUGGCGCGAGCGUCGCGAGCGGCGGCGCGGCGCGGGCGGAACGUUGGUGCGCGAGCGGAACGUUGGUGCGGCGGCCCCGCGUUUCCCGGGCCGCGGCGGGAGGGCGGGACCAAAAUGGCGGCGCCCAGCGCCGGGGGAGCGGCGGCGGCGGCGGCGGGCGGGAGCCGAGCGCGGCCCGGCCCCGUCACCCCCCGGCAGAUCCGCGACCUCAUCGACGGCGGCAUCGCCUCCGAGGGGCCCGCGCCCGGAGGACAAGGAGCGCUGUGAGGAGCUCAGGAAGGCCCUGAGCACUGCCCACGAGAAGUUCUGCUUCUGGCCAGACAGCCCCUGCCCAGAUCGCUUUGCCAGGCUGCUGGUGGACGAGCCCCGCGUCCUGCUCCAGGAUUUCCUGGAUCGCUUCCAGAGCCUGUGUCAGCUCGAGCUGCAGCUGCCCUCCCUCAAGCCAGAAGACCUGAAAAACAUGUCCCUGACAGAGGAGAGGAUCUCUCAGCUCCUGCAGCUCAUCGGGGAGGAGCUGGAGCACAAAGGAGCAGAGGCAGAGAAGCCUCCUGGGAAGUUCUCCACGGAACUGCUGCAGGUGCAGGUUCCUGCCUGCGUCCUGGCGCUGUGUGGCUGGACCUGCAGUGCUGCCUCGGGCUCCAUGAACCUCCCGGUGAUCACCUGCUCCCGCUGCAUGAGGAAGGUGGGGCUGUGGGGCUUCCACCAGCUGGAAUCUGCCGCAGCUCCAGAGCUGGAUUCCUGUGGCUCCAGCAGCACCGCCCCGGCUGCUCCCGAGCGCUUCCCGCCCGUCCCCACGUCCCCACGCAGGAUGCUGACACGGAGCCAGGACCCGGGGUCCGAGCAGCACGAGAAGAGCCCAUCCCCCGCCGUGGCCCGCCCGCGGGGCUGGGAUUCCCCCAGCUCCAUGGACAGGGGCGAGUUGGACGUGAGCAGCCCCGCGCUGCGCAGCCGCCCCGUGACGCGCAGCAUGGGCCAGGGGGACACCAUGGAGGUGCCCUCCAGCCCCGCGCGCAGGGCCAAGCGCGCGCGCCUCUGCUCCUCCAGCGGCUCGGACGCUUCCUUGAGGAGCUUCUUUCACCCCAGCUCUCAGCACCGCGAUUGGUGUCCCUGGGUGAGCGCUGGCGAGGCAGAGGAGUCCCUGGAGGGUGCUGAGAAGGAGCCUGGGAAAGCUGAGCCAGGCUGGCAAGCGGUGCUGAAGAGGCUCCUUGGCACCCAAAAAUGUGACACAGUGCCCGACACAGAGCUGGUGAGCCUCUCGGAGAAAUCCUGCAAGGUGUUCCGCAUUUUCCGCCAGUGGGAGAGCAUCAACUCCUCCUGAGCCCGUGGAGGGCAGCGGGGGGAGAGCCCCAGAGCCCUGGUGGCUCCUGCAGCAGCUCCGUGCCCCGGGCAGGGCACCCAGGGGGGCUCCGUGCCCGCGCUGCCACCCCUUCCCUGGCAUCCUUCAAACUGCUGCUGUGUCCCUCCCCGGGGCCUGAGGGGUGACAAGGGGACACUGUCACCUCCCCAUGGCCCGGGAGUGACGCCAGGUGGGAAUAAACAUUUCAUUUUUGUUGUU
Passer montanus (Eurasian tree sparrow) is the source of this 1845-nucleotide messenger RNA. It is a transcript of the gene ZC3HC1, whose product is annotated as zinc finger C3HC-type containing 1. Gene Ontology annotation, molecular function: zinc ion binding. Gene Ontology annotation, cellular component: nucleus. The coding region runs from base 1 to 1608 and encodes 535 amino acids. The transcript is spliced from 9 exons. The record is from RefSeq and is a predicted model, not a curated record. NCBI's taxonomy places the organism in Eukaryota, Metazoa, Chordata, Aves, Passeriformes, Passeridae.